UUUUAGAGAUCAGCCUCCAGUGGUGAUGGCGAACUUGGAGUUGAAAGCACGCUAACGGAAGUUGUCUCAGCUCAUCUAGUCCCGGUGCAAUGCGCUCGCUCUUCUCCGCGGUCUAACGACUCCAAACACUCCAAGCACCGACACGGUUCUUCGGCAUCGGCGCUGCACUCGCCGCAGUUCAUCGGGUGAUUCGGGGCUCUGGAGGCUCCCUCUGAACCCGCAGAGUCUGCAGCGAUUUCACUGAAGUCUGGAUGCGCGUUUUGAUUUGCGCUUUAUUUUGGAAGUGCAUGAAGACACAAUGAGGAGCUGUGAUUCAUGCUGCAGGAGAAUGGACGUUACUGUAACACUGCUGCUGGUAACGCUUGCAGGCUGGACAGUGGGUUCAUCUCUGUAUGUCGCGGAUGCUCGAUCACCUCGUCUGGCUCUGGAGAACAGCUUGAGUUGGCCGCCCAAAGACACACAGUGCCAGCACAUGCUAAAGCGUCUCCAUAAUGGAGCACGUGUUACUGUGCCGAUGCCCCCUAACAUAGAUGGCCUCUGGGUCUCCACCAGCUGCGAGGUACGUCCUGGCCCGGAAUUCAUCACCCGCCUCUACCACUUCCAACACAACCACACAUUUCAGGCCCACCAGUUCUACUACGCCGACAACCACUGCACGGUGCCCACCUACACACUGGUGAUCCAGGGUCUUGUGCGAAUGCGCCAGACUUCAUGGGUUAUUCGUGGUGGCACAGAGGCUGACUACCACAUCCACCGCAUUCAGGUGGUAUGCCACUCUACGGGCACGGCAAAGGAGCUGAGCAGGCGUUUGGCACAGAGCUGCGAGCGAAUGAAAGGUGCCUCCUUGGAGCCAAACAUAAGUUAUGAGUUGUGUAGCGAGGAAGGAAGCUGCAACUGCUCUCACGGCCUGAACUUCGCCAUGCACGAGCUGCAACUGCUGCGUGUUGAGAAGCAAUACGUGAACAGGAACAUGGAGCAGCCCGUGGAGGAGCUCUUCCUAGGUGAUAUCAAUACUGAGCUGAGCCAGAGGAUGAGCCACAGGCCCUCCAGCUAUCAGCCGCCACUGCAGAAUGCUAAGAGUCACGAGCAGAACUGCAUCGCGUGUCGGAUCAUCUCGCACUCGGACGAGUUCCGCCCUCCAAUCCUGCCGCCACGGGCCGAGCUCACUGUAGACCUGCAUGGCCAGUGGGUUUCCCAGCGGUGCGAAGUUCGGCCAGACGCACUGUUCCUCACAAGACAUUUCAUCUUCCAUGAUAACAACAACACAUGGGAGGGUCACUACUAUCACUACUCAGAUCCCGUCUGCAAGCACCCGACGUUCAGCAUCUUUGCCAGGGGGAGGUACAGCCACGGCGUGCACUCCACACACGUCAUGGGGGGAACCGAGUUUGUGUUUAAAGUGAACCACAUGCGGGUGGUACCGAUGGACCCGGGCACUACAUCUCUCCUGAACAUCUUUAACGGGAAUGAAUGUGGUGCUCAAGGCUCGUGGCAGAUUGGAGUGGAACAGGACGUGACAUUGACCAAUGGCUGCGUGGCGCUGGGGAUCCACCUCCCACACACCGAGUAUGAGCUCUUUCACAUGGAGCAGGACAUUCACGGUCGCUACCUGCUCUACAACGGCCAGCGGCCCAGCGACGGCUCCAGUCCUGACCAUCCCGACAAACGUGCGACCUCCUACCAGACGCCGUUGGUGCAGUGCUUGGCCAACAGCCAGAAGUCAGACGUCAACCUUGGUCACCAUACAAAACAGCAGCAAAAGUUGAAUAACCGCUGUUGCCCAGCUCACCAAAGCUACUUGAUGGAAACUGUGGUUCUUGUGGGAUUAAACAUGCUGAUUAUGAACUUCUUUGGUUGAAAGAACACCACCAGAAGCUGAACUGAUAUUUCUGUACAUCUUUGUACAUAUUGACACAAGGAGGACCAGAAAAACGAAAGAACGCACUCUGGCCAUUUGGGAACAAGUUUACUUGACACACUUGGGCAUUCUGCUCAUUUUUCUGGUUUCUGGCCUACAUCAAGGGUAGAUUAAAUGGAGAUGGAGAAACGUGUGGAGAGGCAAGAUUUCUUUUUUUUUUUGCCUCUGUAUUGAAAAGACUGCAAAGAACUGAAACUGCUGCACCACAGUAACUGCACUUUAAUAAAGCAUGACUUGCAACUUGUACGGUUUCAAUGAAAUAAAAAACAUUGUUUGAUAGCCCUUAUCUUAUCAGCUUCAUCAAGGAGGGUUUCCUGUUUAUUUUCUCAACCUUUACUGUACACAUAUAUGCUAACAAAGAGAUAUUUUUCUAUGAUAUGA
This is a messenger RNA of Ictalurus punctatus (channel catfish), 2299 nucleotides long. Its product is annotated as protein APCDD1. Gene Ontology annotation, cellular component: plasma membrane. The transcript is spliced from 6 exons. Bases 299 to 1858 code for a protein of 519 amino acids. Lineage: Eukaryota; Metazoa; Chordata; Actinopteri; Siluriformes; Ictaluridae. Gene Ontology annotation, molecular function: Wnt-protein binding. The record is from RefSeq and is a predicted model, not a curated record. Gene Ontology annotation, biological process: negative regulation of Wnt signaling pathway.